Molecule: messenger RNA, 2383 nt
Organism: Capsella rubella
Lineage: Eukaryota; Viridiplantae; Streptophyta; Magnoliopsida; Brassicales; Brassicaceae
Product: receptor protein kinase-like protein ZAR1
Exons: 2
Coding region: 55-2217 (720 amino acids)
Biological process (GO): protein phosphorylation
Molecular function (GO): protein binding; ATP binding; protein kinase activity
Source: RefSeq, a predicted model, not a curated record
UCCUCCUCCUCCUCCUUCUUCUUCAACUCUCUCUGUUAAUUCCACACCAUAGAAAUGAUCCUUCUCUUCUCACUUCUUCUCCAUCUCCUUCUCAACACUUCUCCGUCACUAUCUCUCUCCCCCGACGGUGUCGCCUUACUCUCACUCAAAUCCGCCGUGGAUCAAUCUUCCUCAUCCUCUUUCUCCGAUUGGAACGACAACGACUCCGAUCCUUGUCACUGGUCAGGUAUCUCAUGUAUGAACAUCUCAGACUCUUCAGUCUCCCGCGUUGUCGGAAUCUCACUCGCCGGAAAACAUCUACGUGGCUAUAUCCCUUCGGAGCUCGGGUCGCUUGUUUACCUCCGUCGUCUUAACCUCCAUAACAAUGAGCUUCACGGUUCGAUUCCGACUCAGCUCUUUAACGCGACGUCGCUUCAUAGUCUCUUUCUCUACGGGAAUAAUCUCUCCGGUGCUCUUCCUCCGUCGAUCUGUAAACUCCCGAAGCUUCAGAACCUCGAUUUGUCGAGCAAUUCGCUCUCCGGAACACUUUCUCCUGAUCUCAACAAGUGUAAACAGCUUCAGCGUUUGAUCCUCGCCGCUAACAACUUUUCCGGUGAGAUUCCUGGUGAUAUCUGGCCGGAAUUGAAGAAUUUAGCUCAGCUUGAUCUCUCUGCUAAUGGAUUCACCGGAGAGAUUCCUAAAGAUCUCGGAGAGCUUAAGUCUCUCUCCGGUACUUUGAAUCUCUCUUUCAACCAAUUAUCCGGCGAAAUCCCUAAAUCGUUGGGGAAUUUGCCGGUUACGGUCUCUCUUGAUCUCCGGAGCAACGAUUUCUCCGGCGAGAUUCCUCAGUCCGGUUCGUUCUCUAACCAAGGACCAACCGCAUUUCUCAAUAACCCGAAACUGUGUGGUUUCCCUCUCCAGAAAUCUUGUAAAGAUACUGAUCAGAACUCGCCGCCGGGGACGAGGAAGUCGCCGGAGAAUAAUGCGGAUUCGAGAAAAGGGUUAAGCACGGGGCUGAUCGUGUUGAUCUCGGUGGCUGAUGCGGCGAGUGUAGCUUUAAUAGGGCUUGUGAUAGUUUACUUGUACUGGAAGAAAAAAGACUCUGAAGGAGGGUGUAGCUGCACAGGUAACGAGAAGCUCGGUGGUGGUGGUGGUUCGGAGAAAGGGAAGUCUUGUUGUUGCAUGGCGGGGUUUCCGAAAGAAGACGAUUCAGAAGCAGAGGAGAACGAGAGAGGUGAAGGGAAAGGAGGAGAUGGAGAGCUUGUAGCGAUUGAUAAAGGGUUCUCGUUUGAGCUUGAUGAGUUGUUGAGAGCUUCUGCUUAUGUGUUGGGGAAGAGUGGGUUAGGGAUUGUGUAUAAGGUUGUGCUAGGGAACGGUGUUCCUGUGGCGGUGCGGCGACUUGGGGAAGGGGGAGAGCAGAGGUAUAAGGAGUUUGUGGCUGAGGUUCAAGCUAUGGGGAAAGUGAAACAUCCUAAUGUUGUGAAGCUAAGAGCUUAUUAUUGGGCUCCUGAUGAGAAGCUUUUGAUCAGUGACUUUGUUAACAAUGGUAGUUUAGCUGAUGCUCUCAGAGGGAGGAACGGUCAACCAUCACCGAGCCUAACAUGGUCAACGCGACUAAAGAUCGCAAAAGGAGCGGCGCGUGGUCUAGCUUAUUUACAUGAGUGUAGUCCAAGGAAGUUGGUGCACGGCGACGUCAAGCCUUCUAACAUACUUCUUGAUUCCUCAUUUACUCCAUUCGUUUCUGACUUCGGUCUCACUCGUCUAAUCACGAUCACGGCGGCUUCCGCCUCUUCCAACGAACCUUCUUCCUCCUCGGCUGGUGGAUUUUUGGGAGGAGCUAUACCUUACACUUCCAUCAAACCAUCGGAUAGAUCUAAUGGCUAUAAAGCACCUGAGGCACGACUACCUGGAGGCAGACCCACUCAGAAAUGGGACGUUUAUUCUUUUGGUGUUGUGCUUAUGGAGCUUCUCACUGGGAAGUCUCCUGAUUCGUCGCCGCCAAGCUCUUCUUCGUCGUCCACACUCGUUGUCGAGGUACCGGAUUUGGUGAAGUGGGUGAGGAAAGGGUUUGAAGAGGAGACUCCCUUGUCGGACAUGGUAGAUCCAAUGUUGCUUCAAGAAGUACACGCCAAGCAACAAGUCUUGUCAGUCUUUCAUCUUGCUCUCGCUUGUACCGAAGGUGACCCGGAGGUCCGGCCACGUAUGAAGAACGUCUCAGAGAACAUUGACAAAAUCUGAUUCAAUUAUUAUUUUUUUCUUUUUUCUUUUUGAAAUCCCUUCGAUAGUUUGUUCUUACACGAGGCCGUUACGUCACUCCCACGUCUAGGGACCAGUGGUCGAUUUGUUUUUUUAUUGAAUAAUUAAUUAUUUGUUAUGAAAAUUCAAUUAAAUGGGUAAUACAUUG